Zootoca vivipara (common lizard) is the source of this 1107-nucleotide messenger RNA. It is a transcript of the gene LAT2, whose product is annotated as linker for activation of T cells family member 2. Gene Ontology annotation, cellular component: plasma membrane. Lineage: Eukaryota; Metazoa; Chordata; Lepidosauria; Squamata; Lacertidae. The record is from RefSeq and is a predicted model, not a curated record. Gene Ontology annotation, biological process: B cell receptor signaling pathway; calcium-mediated signaling; B cell activation.
CUCUUUCUGCAGAGAUGAGCGAGCGAGGGGAGAUGGCCGGAGGGGAAAGGAUCAGUUGCAGCUCCUGAGAACAGCUUGGAGCCUGAAGGUUGUUGUGGCAAGAUCGAGCGAUGAGCCAAGUGGAGCUGAUCUGGGGCGCCUUCUCCUUGAUGUUCUUAGGAGCCUUGGUCAGCAUGUGCAUGAAAUGCCAACGGACAGGAGGGAGACAGGAGCAGACAGGCCUGGACAGUCAGAGGAAUCAUUAUGCAGAGCAGCAGAGGUUUGAGGCGGUCCGCUCCUGUUCAAUGUCGAGACAUGACUGUCCAAAAAUCCCGUGUGACUUGCCAGGACAAAGCAAAAGAAGCAAACAUCCCGCCCUUGCAAGUCCCCUUCAAGCCUGCCCUGAGCCCAGGUAUCAAAAUAUUGAAAAAGUGCUGCAAAUAGAGCAAGAUCCUGCAUAUGUCAAACCAAUUGCGGCAGAUAUUUAUUACAACUGUGGGAGUUUCUUAAGGCAAUCUAGUGAUGACGAUAUCCACUCUUAUCACAACGUGGCUGGCCCAUCAAGAAGCAGCGGGCUUGUCUUGGCAGAUGUGGAUGUCUAUGAAAACAGUACGACGAUACAGAUAUGGAAGCGCUCGCAGAUCGCAGAAGACUCUGACGACGAUGAACCAGAUUACAUCAAUUCAAAUCCAAACUGCAGGUUUCCUGCCUAAGAGCUGGCGAAAAGAGCUUCCGCAGUUGUUCAUUCUACAGUCCAGGGAACCUUGCAGCUAGUUCCUACCUUGCAGUUCAACUUCAAGCAAAUGCAGUGAUGUGCGCCUCACCAGGGCGGGCCACUCUCCAAAAAGAGUCAACUGGAAAGUGUUUGUGUGUGUUGAGAGAGAGAGAGAGAGGGAGAGAGAUUGUUCAUAAAUGAAGUACGAGCAAAUGGCAAUCUACAUUUCAUUUUCUUGCUUUAUUGGUUCUGUCUGUUAGCCAGAGCGAAGUCUAUUGUAUUCUAAGCAGUUUAGAAAAUAAAAGAAGCAAUCGACCCCCGUGUAUCAUUCACAAGAGAUUUAACAGUUCUGCUGGUGGGGGUGGGGGGGGGAAUGUGUCCCAACAUAAUCUGGGAAGUUGAGGUUACUCCAG